Biomphalaria glabrata is the source of this 477-nucleotide messenger RNA. Its product is annotated as seminal vesicle major clotting proteins-like. The transcript has a single exon. NCBI's taxonomy places the organism in Eukaryota, Metazoa, Mollusca, Gastropoda, Planorbidae. The record is from RefSeq and is a predicted model, not a curated record. The coding region runs from base 1 to 477 and encodes 158 amino acids.
AUGAAGAGACAGGACAAGAUGAAGGGACAGGACAAGAUGAAGAGACAGGACAAGAUUAAGGGACAGGACAAGAUGAAGGGACAGGACAAGAUGAAGGGACAGGACAAGAUGAAGGGACAGGACAAGAUAAAGAGACAGGACAAGAUGAAGAGACAGGACAAGAUGAAGAGAAAGGACAAUAUGAAGAGACAAGACAAGAUGAAGAGACAGGAAAAGAUGAAGAGACAGGACAAGAUGAAGAGACAGGACAAGAUUAAGGGACAGGACAAGAUGAAGGGACAGGACAAGAUGAAGGGACAGGACAAGAUGAAGGGACAGGACAAGAUGAAGGGACAGGACAAGAUAAAGAGACAGGACAUGAUGAAGAGACAGGACAAGAUGAAGAGACAGGACAAGAUGAAGAGACAGGACAAGAUGAAGAGACAAGACAAGAUGAAGAGACAGGAAAAGAUGAAGAGAUGGGACAGGACAAGAUGA